Molecule: messenger RNA, 813 nt
Organism: Pieris macdunnoughi
Lineage: Eukaryota; Metazoa; Arthropoda; Insecta; Lepidoptera; Pieridae
Source: the annotation of a GenBank genome assembly
AUGGCUUUUAAAGUGGGUUUAAUUGCCUUAACGCUUCUUGUUGGAAGCCUGGCAAAACCUGCUAAAGAAGAUGACAUGUCCAUCUUCUUUGACCACACAGACCCCAAAUCACGCAUAGUCGGUGAAAAUGUAGCCGGAACUAGCCCGUGGAUGGUGGUGUUAACCUCUGGAUUCCUAGUCAGAAAUAUAUGGUGUGGAGCCUCAAUCAUCACAGACAGACAUUUGCUCACAGCCGCCCAUUGUAUUGAUGGACAAUUUAUCUUGGGACGUUUGAGCAGAUCUCUUCGCGCUACAGUCGGCAUAAAUCAUUGGAACAGUGGAGAAGUGCACUACAACAUUGCGAGCAACAUCACCCACCCUAACUACGUCUACGAAAUUAUCAAGAACGACAUUGGAAUACUCAUCACCAGAAAUGCAAUACUCUUCACUGAUACUAUUUCUCCUGUGACCUUGAGCUUUGAUGUGGUCGGCAAUGGGGUCGCAACUACUGUCAAUGGAUGGGGAAGAAUACAGGCUGGAGGUGCUGCAUCUGCUCAGCUUCUGGAACUACAAGCCGCCACUAUCGAUGGUCUCGUCUGUAUGAUUGAAGUUCCACGAGUCGCUGCCGAGGUUGACAUAUCAUCGCCUCCAGUGGAACCCCACAUUGAAAUCUGUACCCACCACUCUGUUGGUCAUGGUACUUGCAACGGUGACUCCGGCAGUCCACUUGUAAGGAGCGACACCAAACAACAGAUAGGUAUCGUAUCUUGGGGAAUUCCGUGCGCACACGGUGCUCCAGACAUAUUCGUAAGGAUCAGCGCAUACAAAGCAUGA